AUGAUCAUGGAAAGAAUGCAAGAAAACAACUUUUCUUUUGCAUUAAACAACACAAUCAAUAUUGGUUCCUCACUGUCACAACUUAUAUUGGCAGGAGGGACCAACACUUUGGAUUCAAUUUUCUCUCAUUGCCAACCAGCAAGUACUCUUACCAGUCCUGCUUUUGAGCCCUUAGGCUCUUCUGUCUAUCUACGCCAGAGAGAUCUAUUGCAAAAAUUCAGUGAAGAAAACCGAACAAACACUUCCUUUUCUCACAAUUUGCUAACGAAUCCUCUUCAAAACCCUGUGCACACCAGCAAUUAUUUGGCUCCAACUAAGAAGAAACUAUACAGGGGAGUCAGGCAGAGGCAUUGGGGCAAAUGGGUUGCUGAAAUUAGACUCCCACAAAACAGAAUGAGAGUCUGGUUAGGUACUUACGACACAGCUGAAGCUGCGGCUUAUGCUUAUGACCGUGCAGCUUAUAAACUCAGAGGGGAAUAUGCAAGAUUGAAUUUUCCAAAUCUAAAAGAUCCUACUAAGUUAGGAUUCACAGAUUUUACUAGAUUGAAUGCUUUGAAGAGUACUGUAGAUGCCAAGAUUCAAGCAAUUUGUCAGAAGGUUAAAAAAGAGAGGGCAAAAAAGAAUGCAGCAAAGAAGAGUAAUGUUGAUGGCAAAAGCACAGAAAGUAAAAAACCAGUGAAGGUAGAUUCAAAUUCACCAACACCAUCACCAGAGCCAUCAUCAUUUUCACCUUUGUUUUCCGGUGAUAAUUGGGGUAGUAGUGAAUUGGUGUCACCGGCUGUUUCUGAAGAUGGGCUUCGGAAGUGUGAGAGCUCAUCUCCUUCUGUGUCUACAGAUUAUUCCGUAAUGGUGCCACAAGAUUUGGAAUUCGAAGGCUGUUCCCUUGCAAGAAUGCCAUCUUAUGAUCCUGAGUUAAUUUGGGAGGUUCUUGCUAAUUAA
This is a messenger RNA of Dovyalis caffra, 939 nucleotides long. Lineage: Eukaryota; Viridiplantae; Streptophyta; Magnoliopsida; Malpighiales; Salicaceae. The record is from the annotation of a GenBank genome assembly.